Molecule: messenger RNA, 1747 nt
Organism: Oryza brachyantha (malo sina)
Lineage: Eukaryota; Viridiplantae; Streptophyta; Magnoliopsida; Poales; Poaceae
Product: indole-2-monooxygenase-like
Exons: 1
Coding region: 21-1592 (523 amino acids)
Molecular function (GO): monooxygenase activity; oxidoreductase activity, acting on paired donors, with incorporation or reduction of molecular oxygen; iron ion binding
Source: RefSeq, a predicted model, not a curated record
CCGGUAAUACGUACGUAGCAAUGGCCCAAAUGCUAGCACUCCAUCCACAGGCCAGCACCAUGACCAUGCUCUACAACUCUCUCCUGCUCACCUUGCUAUGCACUCCAAUCCUCCUACUUGUCAUCCAUUGCUAUAGGACACGUAACCGCAGUGGGGUUCUCGACAAGCUCCCCUCCCCACCGGGUAGGCUUCCAGUGAUCGGGCACAUGCACCUCAUCAGCUCCCUCCCACACAUGUCACUUCGUGACCUUGCAACUAAGCAUGGUCCUGACCUAAUGCUCCUCCACCUUGGUGCAGUGCCAACCCUAGUGGUGUCGUCCUCUCGCACGGCACAGGCCAUCCUUCGCACGCACGACAGUGUGUUCGCAUCCCGGUCCUACUCUGCCAUAGCCGACAUCCUAUUCUAUGGCACAACAGAUGUCGCCUUCUCUCCAUAUGGCGAGUAUUGGCGACAAAUCAAGAAGAUCGUCACCACGCAUCUCCUGACCGUCAAGAAGGUCCACUCUUAUGGCCGGGCAAGGCAGCAGGAGGUGCGGCUAGUAAUGGCCAAGAUUGCUUCGGGGGCAGCAAUGCAUGUGGCAGUAGACUUGACAGAGCUACUUGGCUGUUACUCUAACAACAUGGUGUGCCAUGCAGUGUCUGGUAAGUUUUUUCAUAGAGAAGGCCGUAACCAGCUAUUCCAGGAGUUGAUUGAGAUCAACUCAUCACUCCUGGGUGGCUUCAACCUCGAGGAUUACUUCCCUAUCUUGGCGAGGCUACCUCUCAUUAGGAAGCUGCUUUGCGCCAAGGCCCAUGAUGUCAAUAGGAGAUGGGACCAGCUACUUGACAAGAUCAUCGAUGACCAUACCAACAAGCAACAAUCCUCCUCUCUUGACAACAACGACCAGGAGAGUGACUUUAUCGAUGUUUUGCUCUCUAUUCAACAUGAAUAUGGCCUCACUAGAGAUAGCAUCAAAGCAAACUUGAUCGUCAUGUUUGAGGCUGGCAUAGACACGUCCUCCAUUGAGAUAGAGUACGCCAUGGUCGAGCUGAUAAGGAAUCCCAAGGUGAUGGCCAAGCUACAAAACGAGGUGAGGAGCAUAGUACUAAAAGGGCAGGAAAUAGUUACUGAAGAGCAGUUAAGUAGGAUGCCAUAUCUUAAGGCGGUGAUCAAGGAGACACUCCGGCUACACCCUGCAGCUCCACUUCUUAUGCCCCACCUUUCCAUGGUUGACUGUAACGUCGAGGGCUACACUAUACCCUCUGGCACUCGUGUCAUUGUCAAUGCAUGGGCUUUAUCUAGGGAACCUGGCUAUUGGGACAAUGCCGAGGAGUUUAUGCCAGAGCGAUUCUUUGGCAACACAAUGGCCGACUACAAUGGGAACGAUUUACAUUUCUUGCCAUUUGGAACCGGGAGAAGGAUAUGCCCAGGUAUAAACUUUGCCAUCACUGCGAUUGAGAUCAUGCUAGCAAACCUGGUGUACCGUUAUGAUUGGAAGCUACCGAUAGAUCAAGCGACAAAGGGAGGCAUUGAUAUGACCGAGACGUUCGGCAUAAGUGUUCACCGCAAGGAGAAGCUCUGCCUUGUCCCACACCUCCCUCAAGAUAAUUAGUCAUCAUAUCCUAUCUCGAUCUAAAGUUGCUAGUAUAUGUAUUAUGUUACAAUGUAAUAACUUGAUAUUGUUUGAUUAUUGUCUUUGUAACUUGUGUGAGUGGUGGGCUUGUAAUAUUUUCCUCUUAUUUGUGACUUGUAAUAAUAAACCGAGAU